Durusdinium trenchii is the source of this 1533-nucleotide messenger RNA. The record is from the annotation of a GenBank genome assembly. Lineage: Eukaryota; Dinophyceae; Suessiales; Symbiodiniaceae.
AUGGCGCAGCCGGAAGAAGCUUCCGUGCUGGACUGUAUCAUCCCAGCACAUGAGAAGGAUUACAAGACUUUGGGUCGUACGGUGGGAUCCAUCCGCCAGUUCUGCCCGGAGGUGAAGCGCAUUUUUGUCAUCGGUGGAGUCGACCGCCCGAAGCCUACCGAUUUGGGGGUGGAGUGGUUGGAUGAGGCAGCUAACUUCUGGCCUUUCUCCCAUGCAGAUUUGGAAGACUGCGGAUGCCGGACUGGAUGGCUUCUUCAACAACUCUUGAAGCUGUACGCCCCUCUUCUCAUUGAUGGUUUGACAGACAACGUGUUGGUCUGCGAUGCUGAUGUUGUUUGGCUAAAACGCGUGAACUUUCUGUUGCCUAGCGCCGCUUGUUUGUGCACCUUCGACACCAACAACUGCCCUCCAAUCAGGAGUGCAGUGGAUUUGCACCGUUAUGACCACUUUGUACCGGCCAUGCUACCUGGCGUGCAGAAGCCUAGGCCUGGCAAAGAGACUGCAGUUUGCCAUCACAUGGUUUUUCAGAAAGAUAUCCUCAAGCAGCUCAUCGCAGAGGUGGAGGCUUCCUGGGAGCGCCCCUUUUGGAAAGCCUUCGCAGAAGCUGCCAGACAAUUGCAGGGCCGGGCAUCGGAGUAUGAGUUGUACUAUGCCUUUGCCAUGCAUCGGUGCCCUUCACAGGUGCAGACACGCGCCUUGCCAUUUGCAGUUGUGGCGGACAUUGAGGGUGCUGAUCUUGCCCUUCAUGGACGCAUUUUUGACUGGUACCGGAAGAUUAGGUCAUCAGACCGCCGACCUGCACGAAAGGGACAGAGGAAGCCUUCGCGCUCAUCGGCUUCGGACUUGGGAGAAGAUGGCAAUUUGAUCUCCAUGCUCGCGAAGUUGACACUUCGUCAAGAGGACCAGUUGAACCAGAUCCAUCUCGACAAGAGCUUCAUCUUCUUUGUCCAAGCAGGAAAAGGCAGCAUUUUGCCACUGAUGUUGAAGACAUCAAAGGACUGGCAUGGGCAACGGGAGGCGGGGCAGGUCAACACCUCACUGAGGCAACACAUGUUUCGCUCUGUGUUCGAGGAACUGGCAUUCAGAGCAUCAAAACUGCCCUUCGGAUCAAACGAUCACGAACUGAUCCGGGUCCUUCAGAACAAGCAAGUAUUGACGGCAACCAAUUCAUGGAACUAUCUACAAUGGGACUCCAAAGAGAAGACUUUGAAGCCAGCAGCCCGAGAUCCCCUCCCCUCAGAGGAAGCCGCAGCCUUGAUCCAGAAGAUACAUUCUCUGGCAGCUCAAGCGGACCUGAUCCACCGGUUCUCAGCUUUGAAGCCUAUGCCUCAGGAUUCCACGGUGACGGACUCAGUGGUUGUGCCUUGGAGAUUGGACAUCUCCCUGAGGGGCCAAGCGGCUCAAGAUCUCUAUGCUUCCCUUCAGCAAUUGACCGGCAGCGGGCUUACGCAGCUGAUCUUUGUUCGAAUCCGACCAUCGACCUUGCAGAGGUCACCAUUGGCUCAGGCCAUUGCAGCUCGCUUGACGAAAUGA